AUGGAGACGAGCACUGAUUAUGCGAACUACAAAACCCAGGCAAAUUUUAUAGGCUGGUACAUCGCCUCAGCACCUGAGGCUAUUACCUGCGCAGUUGGCACAUGGACGACGAGCGGUAAAUACGGUGACUGUAGGCAGACCGCCACCUAUGAUAUAGCAACAUCAUGCUAUCGCGGCAAUAGCGUGGUUAGGGGAACCAAGACCGUGGCCUGCGCCCCCGACAAGUCAUGCGACUUCUUCCGGGUCUUCUCAACAGUAGGCCAAGACGGGCUGUACGCUGUGUCUCGGUACGGUUGCUUCAACAACUGGGCAGCAAACAGUAUAUAUCGAACACUACCGGCAGAGUACCUGGCAACAACUACCACCGGCACGGAUUCUUCGCCAACUGAUUCCGCUAGCAUAACAUCUCCAGCUUCAUCUUCGACCACGACCUCCACAAAUGAAUCCUCAACGCCCACUGGCACCGGUGGCACAGCUUCAUCCAGCUCAUCCAACUCAGGACUAAGCGGCGGCGCAAUAGCAGGCAUCGUCGUUGGCUGUGUAGCGGCCGGCGUCAUCCUGGCGCUAUUGGUUGUUUUUCGCAGGAAACUCUUUGCGUGCUUUGGAUAUACUAAGGCACCGGGUGAGAAUAGCUAUUCUUGGGCUCCUGUCUAUGUGCCGCCGCAGACGCAGUCGACUUCUCAGUCGCAGCAAAUGUCGGAGUUGUCGGCGCAGCAGGUUCAUGAGCUUCCUGGGCCUCCGGGGCCUGGGUCUGGUGUUGCUGAGUUGAGGUGA
Penicillium bovifimosum is the source of this 774-nucleotide messenger RNA. RefSeq lists its product as uncharacterized. The transcript is spliced from 4 exons. The record is from RefSeq and is a predicted model, not a curated record. NCBI's taxonomy places the organism in Eukaryota, Fungi, Ascomycota, Eurotiomycetes, Eurotiales, Aspergillaceae. The coding region runs from base 1 to 774 and encodes 257 amino acids.